Molecule: messenger RNA, 1140 nt
Organism: Psilocybe cubensis
Lineage: Eukaryota; Fungi; Basidiomycota; Agaricomycetes; Agaricales; Agrocybaceae
Product: Apoptosis-inducing factor-like protein A
Exons: 5
Coding region: 1-1140 (379 amino acids)
Cellular component (GO): cytoplasm
Molecular function (GO): flavin adenine dinucleotide binding; electron-transferring-flavoprotein dehydrogenase activity
Source: RefSeq, a predicted model, not a curated record
AUGAAGACCGUUGUGGUUGUUGGAGGAGGCGUGGCGGGCGCCGAAGUUGUCCGUGGUCUGUCCUCCAGGUUGAACCCGGAGAAACACAGGCUUAUUUUAAUCACCUCUCGCCCCAGAUUUACAUUUCUGCCUGCUUCUCUCAGGCUUUUGGCUAGCCAGGACACAGCAAUAGGCUCGGUGUUUAUGCCUUACGAUGCAGUCUUUGGCAAGUUUCCAGGUGAACUCAAGGUCGGCACCGUCACGUCCAUCGAAGAAAACAAAGACCCGACAUUCAAACGAGGCGGCUUUGUUGUCAUGGAAGGGGACGAAAAAAUUCUUUAUGAUGUUCUCGUGGUUGCAACAGGCUCUAAUUGGUAUGGACAUCUCGCCUUUCCGAACGAUGAGGAAGGUUUCAAGGACCACGUUAAAUCGUGGCAAAAGAAAAUUCACGAUGCUAAACACAUCGUUAUCGCUGGAGGAGGUGCCGUAGGAAUAGAAAUGUCGGGAGAAAUAAAAGAUGCAUAUCCUAAUAAACACGUUACAAUUGUGCAUGCCAAUCGUCUUUUACUGGGAGACAUUUACCCAGAUAAAUUUCGCGAAAAUAUCGAAUCACGAAUCCGCCUGCGUGGUGUCAACAUUUUGUUCAACGACACCAUCGAAGGUACGCCAAACCCACACGCACCACUUAAGACGGGAAACGGGGUUCCUCUACCCUGCGACCUUCUCCUCUUCGCCCGCGGCGGGCGACCCAACACAUCACUUCUAAAAUUUCUUCGCCCCAAUGUCCUCUCGGAUAGAGGCUAUGUUCGAGUAAAACCGACACUUCAAAUUGAUCAACAUCCAAACAUGUUUGCCCUGGGAGAUAUCAUCGACUGGCCGGAAGCGAAGCAGCUGAUGAAAAUCUCAAUGGGCCACACCGCGGUAGUCAUUGCCAAUGUAAUAAGCUACCUUGAAGGAAAGGUGCCCAAGAAGACAUACAACAAAAGCCCAGAACUCCUAUGGAUAAGUAAUGGAAGGGCUGGAGGUGCCUCUUACUUGGGCCUGCGAGGUCACGGUCUUACCUUUGGAAACUGCUUCACGAAACUCGUCAAGUCAAACGACCUCAUGGUUGCAUAUGUGCGCAAGUCGUUGGGGCUUGGUCCGAAUUAUGAGAAGGAUUGA